This is a messenger RNA of Seriola aureovittata, 5305 nucleotides long. RefSeq names its product actin-binding LIM protein 3-like. The record is from RefSeq and is a predicted model, not a curated record. Gene Ontology annotation, cellular component: actin cytoskeleton; stress fiber. The coding region runs from base 543 to 2636 and encodes 697 amino acids. Gene Ontology annotation, molecular function: actin filament binding. The transcript is spliced from 23 exons. Gene Ontology annotation, biological process: cilium assembly; cytoskeleton organization; lamellipodium assembly. Lineage: Eukaryota; Metazoa; Chordata; Actinopteri; Carangiformes; Carangidae.
GAACCCCCUUACCCUCCCCUUACCCUCCCUCCCCUCCCUCCCCUCCCCUCCCCUCCCCGCCCUUCAGUCCCCACACCGGAGCGCACAGGCAUGCGGGCGUCCUCGGGAGCGCACUGACUGUUCUGGUCCAGGGAGGAAUGGACUCCUCUGCACCCGACCAGAGGAGGGUUUGUAGGGUGGGAGAGGCAGCAGCUGAAGGCGUGAGGAGGAGGAGGAGGAAGAGGAUGAGGAGGAUGGUGCCGUCAGUUUCGAUUUAAUUCCUCAACCGGCUGCCUUUUAGCGCAGGGUGGAGAGGUGCAGUGUAGUCCGCCGCCUGGCAGUUAUAAUCCUCUUGCCGGGAGGAGCAGGGAAAGCCCUGUCCAGACUGAGGCAGAGGGAGGGAGGGAGAGAGAGGGAGGGAGAGUUUAAGUCGGGCCGGGAUAGAGAGAGUUGACAGGAGCGAUCGGUCAUAUCUCCAGCUUUUGUCCUUCUGCUGGAAACAUAAAGUUCAGAGACUGACAGAGACUCCGAGGAGGAUCAUUCAAGCUGUCCCACUUCACAUCAUGAGUGGACCGACAAAUGUUCAGUACCAGUCAGGUCUUUACGGAGGAAACAACAACAGCAGCUCUCCUCUCUCCAGCCGUGGAAAUUCACCCAUCGUGUGCGAGCGCUGUGGGGAGGUUUGUCGUGGGGAGGUGGUGCGCGUCAAGAACACGCACUUCCACGUUCACUGCUUCACCUGCCAAGUGUGUGGCUGUGACUUGGUUCACUCGGGUUUCUUCCACCACUCUGGAGAGUACAUCUGUACCGAGGACUACCAGCGACUCUAUGGGACCCAGUGUGACAGCUGUGAGCAGUACAUCACUGGAGAGGUGGUGUCUGCCCUGGGGAGGACGUACCACCCACACUGCUUCGUCUGCAGCGUCUGCAGGAGUCCGUUCCCAAUCGGCGACAGGGUGACCUUCUGUGGGAAGAAGUGUGUGUGUCAGCAGUGCUCACACUCUCUGAACAGCGACAAGCCCGUCAAGGUCCACGGACCAAGCUACUGUGCAGGCUGUGGCGAGGAGAUCAAACAGGGUCAGUCUCUGCUGGCUCUGGAGAGACAGUGGCACGUCAGUUGUUUUAAAUGCCGAACGUGCGGCUGUGCGCUCACUGGAGAGUACAUCAGCAAGGAUGGGAAACCUUACUGUGAGACCGACUACCACACACAGUUUGGGAUCAGGUGUGAGGGCUGUAACAGGUACAUCAGCGGCAGAGUCCUUGAAGCUGGAGGGAAGCAUUACCACCCCACCUGUGCCAGGUGUGCCCGCUGUCACAUGAUGUUCCUGGAAGGAGAGGAGAUGUACCUCACAGGUUCAGAGGUUUGGCACCCCAUGUGUAAAGAAGCAGCUCGGCUGGAGAGAAAACUGAGGCUGAGACGUACCUCUGAGACGGCGUCCAUUUCUCCUCCAGGCUCCUCGCCUCUCCUCGGAUCUCCUCACCGGCUCAUCUGUUCUAAGGCUGACGGUGAUGUUUUGGGCUAUAAGCAGCUGGCGGCUCUGCCCAGGGUCAAAGCCAUAUAUGACAUCCAGCGGCCUGACAUCAUCCCUUAUCAGGCCGACCAUGCGCACACACACCUCUCAGGCGACGCUCUUGAGCGAUACAGCUGUGGACAGUCAUUGAGCUCCUUAUCGCCGUACUCUCAUGAUGUUUUGGACGGCGUGGAGCUGAGAACGAGGCGUUCCUCCAGCUCAGCCUUCACCGACUCCCCUGCACACAGCCGCCACGGAGGAUCCCCACUGCAUUAUUAUCUCCCCGGCAGUGAGAGUGGCAGGAGUUCACCCUAUUACAGUCAGCCAGAGCCCAGGUGUGCUACACCCACCACCACCCUCCAAGCCCCCAAGCAUUUCCAUGUGCCAGCUUCUGAGGAAACCAACAUCUACAGGAAACCCCCCAUCUAUAAGAGACAUGAUGGCUCCGCCUCGCCAACAGCCAAUAAGAGUAAAACCAACGAGAAUCUCAUCAACUCCAGUCGCCUUUCCUCCUCCAACUGUAACAGCAUUUAUCACCCGGGCUCCAACUACUACCCUUAUACUGGCUCUCCAAAAGUCUCCAGAGUGAGGAGGUUUUCAUCUGGAGGAGAGGAGGAUGGAUGGAACCACAAUAUCAACAAGGGAAUUGGCAGGAUGAUCCUGAAGGAGGAGAUGAAGGCGCGGUCAGGUUGCCACGACAAUGACCAGUGGGGGAGCAGACGCAGUUCCCGCUGUAGCAGCAAGGAGGCGCUGAACAAUGUGGGCUACAGCUCCCUCAAUGGCUCUCCCCGGUCCGUCUACAGCGCAGACAGCGACUCGUACAUUGCGAAAUCGGCCUCGUUGCCAGGCUAUGGUAGAAAUGGACUAAACAGGCAGCCUGGAAGUGCUGGUGCAGAUUAUUACCAGUAUGACAGCAGUAAUGCAGUUAAUUGGCAGAUCAGAGAAUACAAGAUCUACCCAUAUGAAGCCCUAGUGGUGUCCGUCAGAGGGCAGCAGCGUCUCCCUGGCGACGUGGACCGAGCCAGACUGGAGCGUCACCUCUCACCGGAGGAGUUCUACAGAGUCUUUGGCAUGUCCAUGUCUGCCUUCGACCGUCUUGCUCAGUGGAAAAAGAACGAACUUAAGAAACAGGUCCGACUCUUUUGAGAGAAUGGCGUCACGACGAGGACAGUCUGACCCGGUGCAGGUCUACUGCCAAGUGUGUGCUUUGAAAAGUAGUCUCCAGAAAGGCCCGCUGACCCCAGACUGACUUUUUCCUCUCAGUGGAAGAGGAACUGGCUGAAAUGGAAAAAGUCUCUCUUCCCUUGAGGUGGCGAGAGCAGAACUGUUGGACCCACCACAGGCCUCCUGCUCUUGGAAACCUUAAACCGGUGUGUGCUUGGAGCUCUUCAGCAGUACCGGCCAAAAUGGGUAAAUUAGAGGAAGGAGAGAGUGAAGACUUCCAGGCACAGCAGAUAAGUCACACAGGAGCUGAAACAGACAGAGAAGUUGAGGAGUAGAGGGAGGAGUUGCCUGCUACUACCAGCAGGUGGCGGUGUGUUUACAUGAGCAUCUGGUCUGCCACUCUGAGCCAAACUGCAUAAAGUGAGGGAGGCAGUUUAGGAAAUGGGCUUGUUUUAAGACAGACUGGCAUGUUGUUGAAGGCUAAAAGGAUCCAGUAUAAGUCACAAACACCAAAACACUAUCAUCUGUGGCUCAUAAGCUGACAAGACAGGUAGACCAGCAUAGUGUGAAGGUCACUGAGCAUGAUGUACACAUGGUGUUUUUAUAAUGUGCUAAUACUGAAAACCAAAGGUUUUCUUCUUUUUUUUUAAUUGCUGGCAUGUGUUUGAUUUUGAUAUUUGAAGCCAUAUGGUUGGAGUUAAUUUCUAUGACAUGAACAGACUCUACAGUUCACUGAAGUGGUUUUAUUGAAACAUGAUGUGGUUGUAAGGUUUAAUGUGAAUGACCUGUGUCAUGACUGUGAGCUCAGAGACGUGUUAGGUUUAGAAAUCAGGUUUUAGUACUAUACACUCUUUAAAAUAAGUUAUUGUCCUUCGCUUAUUUUAUUUAAAAAAAAGUUCAUACUUGCAGCUGCUCUCAUGAAGAAGCUCAGAAUUUCAUCUGCUGGAUUACGAUGAAUUCAGACAGAAAAGUAUGUGCGUGCGUGUGUGUUUGAAAAUGACUAAUAAAAGAUUUCCAUGGAAGCCCUCUGAAUAGAGAAGAAGAAAACAUUAGUGAAGUGAGGGAAUGAAAUAGGAAGAGGUGAAGGAAGAAAGGAAGGAUGGAGAAAAGGAAGAAGGAACAAGGGAAGGAAUGUGCGAAGAGGAUAAACAAAGAAAGAUGCAAAUGGAAACACUCACAAAGGAAACUGAAGAAAGAUUUGAGGAGUCUCACAAAAGGAAAGUGUGAAGAAAGGAUUUGUGUUUGUGAUGAAACAGGUGUGAGAGAUCCGCCUGAGCUGAGAUGGAUUUAAUAGACACAGAAGGUGCAGGAGUGUUGUAACUGAGCGUAAUAGAUGGAGGAGUGGUGCUCGCUCUCUACUGUGGGGACUGAAACCAUGUGGAGUGUGUGUGUGUGUGUGUGUGUGUGUGUGUGUGUGUGUGUGUUUGUUUGUGCUUACAGGUCUGAAACAAUCACAUUUACCACAUUAACUGUGUCUGGAACGUUAAGUCUACAAACUAACUCAUUUUUGAAUUACUGGACUAACAUUUAUAAUUUAAUACCCCGUGUCUGUCACUACAACUUCUAAAUAAAUGAUUUAAAUGCCACUAUUUUUUAUUAUUGAUUCUCCUUGUUAUUUAUUAGUUUUCAUGAAUGUACAUGAUGAUGGUUUGAAUGGUGAACAGGCGUAUUUGUCUCAGACUUUUGGGUUUAUGGGUCAGUGGGUGUUUACAAGGAUUCAAGUCCAAAUCCCAAGAAUAUCCAGAAGUAUUUGAUUUUGUGGUUAUUUGUAAUGUGAUGUAAUUUGCAGUAGUUCACUAGAAAUAAAUUAAUGAAUUAUCUCGUGAUAGUUUGUUACUGUUACCUUAUGUUCAGAGCAGAUCUGAUAAAUCUGACAAUCUGAUAAAUUCUUAUAAUGGCAGUCAUGGCAGGAAUACAAACCAAGAAAUUAACUGAUGUGUUAACUUUGCUAUAAUGAUUCAAAUGUAUAGAGGUCCCCGACCUUUAUGGCGUAUGAGCCCUUUAAAAAAAGUCUAAUUUUGACUCCUCAUGACAAGUUGUCACCAGUUCAACCAAAAAGUGAUAUUUUCCUAAUCCUAUGGAGGCAAAAUAAUCCAGUAACUCACAUAAAAAAUGGCAACAAUAUAAAGUCUGGAUGAAACAUGAUUUUGUGUAGCAGAGAUAUGUUUUACUCUUCUGUUAAUCAUUCAACCCCUGGUGGGGUCCCCGACCUUUGGGUCAGGAACCACUGUCAUAGACUUUAUACCCAAAACACAUCCACACCUGGAAUAACUGUCGGCAGUCACCAUGGUGGCAAAAGUGUGUAUUCUGUUUGACUUAAAUAAAAGUAGCAAUGCUAAAAGCUCCAUUACAAGUAAAUGUAUUGCAUUCAAAAUGUUAGUAAUAGUAGGCUACGUAACAUUAGCAAAGGACUCAAAAUUAAAAGUAUACUGUGUAGAAAAAUUAUAUUAUUAUAUAAUCAUGUUUCAUCAUUAUUACCACAUCAUUGUUUUAGGUGUGAUUUUACUGUUGUUGGACCAGGUGGAGAUCAUUUAUAUUUCUGUAUAUGCUGUUGGGUUGUAUAUCUAUAACAAUACAUCACAUUUUUAUGAGUUCAUAUGUUUUACAUGUAAAAUUUGAAUUUGUAAUAGCAAAUAAAGCUGUCAAACAAG